GUAAAUGUCCUUGAUGCCAACUACAGGUGAUGCCAAAAGUGAUGCCCGGUCUAGGAAAAUUGACAUCUUCACCCUGUAAUCAAAUAUUAAAAAUUUGUUAAAGGUGCUCUAUGUAAGUUUUUGACUGUACUAAAGCAUAAAAAUACCAUAAUAUGUUAGCCAGAUAUUUACCAGAUAUAUAUAUAUAAAAUACCAGAUAUUUAUUAAACAUGCUGAGUUCACAUAUUCGUUCCUCUGAAAACCAUUGCUACAGCCAGUUAUUUUACUUUGAAAUUUGCGUUCCGUGUCGGAAUUUAUGUUUUUGUUUUGGUCUGUGCAAGACCGCACGUUGCCCAUUUAUCCAAUAGUAUUUCGCCAACCCGGGUUGCCAGUUGGCGGGAAACACAUGCAGCUAAUUGCAGCCAUGGAAGCCAGCGAACAAACUCAGCAUCUAUCUAAAAAUCUCUAUGAAAGGGAGCAUAUUAAAUAUCAACUCAUCAUAAAUCAAUAAAUCAACUAAUUAUCUUACAGUGUGUAAGUCUCCACGCCUUCCAAUGUCAAUUGAGCUCGCUCCUGUUGCGUGUCUUCAAACUGGCAACCCGCGAGAGCGUCGAGUCAGAGGAGGAGGGGGCGGGGCAAACAAUAUUUUGAAUUUGGACUGCAGUACCCAUUUCAACCACUAGCUGUCAUUCUUACAAUAGAGCACCUUUAACUGUGAGCUUAUUGCGUAGCUGUUAGAGAUGCACCGAUAUUGAUACUUUCAUUUUUGGUAGGCUACUCGUUGAUACCGAUACCUGUAUUUUCAUUGCAUUUGUAAUUUUUAAAAUAUAUUAGGUAGAGAAACCAAAAGAAUAUGAAUCAUAUUCAUUGGUUUAUUUUAUUUUUUUAGAAAAUAUAUAUUUCCUUCAGUUCUUUUUAAACUUGAUUAUGCCUGUUAAAAUGUAUUGUACAAGCCUCUGUUACUUUCACUGUUCUUUCUAUUGCUCUAUCAUAUUUAGAGCUGCUUCAGCAGGGCUCAGUGUUAAGGAUUUUUUUCCUACUGGCCUGGUUGGGUCAGUGGUUCAAAUGUUUAGAUACCAGUGAAAUAUCACAAUUCUCUAUUACAAUUUUGAUUCUACAGCAAAAACUACUAGCCUAAUUAAUGUAAAUUUUAGAAAGCACAAAUAAAUUCAAUAGAACAAAGAUACAAAUGAAAUAAAAUAAUGCUUUUCAGAUUUUUCAGGUUGGUCUUACAAUUAAAUUACACAUUAAAUAACACUGCAUAUAAAUUAAAUAUAGAUUAAUUUUUAUUGAAGUCAUUCAGCAGUGAGUGAUUUCUUUGUUGUUUUAUUAACAUUAAAAACACAGCAGCAGGUUUAUUAAGCUGCCGUCACUUUAAGACCGAAUGCAUGGAUCAAGUAUAGGCUACUGUUACACAUGCAUUUUAUGUUUUCUGAGUGAAGAUCAGCAUUCAAGAGCAUGCAACAGAAGUGCUCUCUCGCUCUCUACCAUCAGUUAACGUUUCUACGUUAACUUGAUUUCUCACCACACCGGCUUCCCCACUUAGUAUCAUGAAUGCCUGCCGAAUCCAUGCGCUUCAUUUUUAAUAUAUCCUGCUUACUUUACGACUUAAAAUAGAACAUAACAGUUCAGGUUUCUGGGUCAUAAUACAUUUCAAAAUGAACGAGCAAUCAAAGAAUGCAAAACUAUAUUGUAUACUGUAAAUAUGAAAAGGUCCCGCAUGGUAAUAAUUAACAUCCUUACUAGGUCAGCAACCACUCACUUUUCUUCAGAACAUCAAAUUAAAUCAAACAUUUUGCACGUUUUGAUUUGGAGGCUGUUAGACUUUGGCAGUGAGCUCGACACACAUCAGCGACAAUAUAUAUGCUGUUAAUCUUUAUUCUUCAGAGAUAAAGCUUUAUAAAUAUUGAGGUUACUUCCUUGUUUUUAAACAUAUCAACAUGCUGCCACAAAAUCUGACCUGGAUCUCCUGUAAGUCAGUUUCUUUAUUUCAUUUAAGAAAGCAUAAUUUAAAUUUACUUAUAUUUUCGUUGACUUGCAAUGCGAAUUUGACACUUUUGAAAAUGACAGAUGUUAGAAUCCAAUGUUUUGUUUGAUUUUGCAGUGCUAAUUUUACUGUGCCAACAAGUUGUUGAAACAAAAAGAUAUUUCACUUGUGAAGGAGGCUCUGUUCAGCUCGACUGCUAUUGGGGAUACAUAAAGGUGGUUACAGCUAACUAUGGGCGAACUGACCACACAACAUGCUCCACCGGAAGAUCACUUGAUCAGCUCUCAAACGUUGACUGCUUCCAAGAAACAUCCGUCCGUAUGAUGUCCAUCCGAUGUGAUGGAAGAAAGAGCUGUUCUGUUCCUGCGGUGAACUCAGUUUUCUCUGACCCUUGUGUUGGGACUUACAAAUACCUGGAUGUGUCCUACUUGUGUCUCCCAUUAAGAAAAAGUGUCACUUGUGAAGGUAGCCAAAGUCUCAUUGACUGUGGUAAUGGUGUGAUUCGGAUUCAUUAUGCAAAUUACGGACGGCGGGAUCUUGUAAUCUGCCCUCAUAAAUUAGCAACUGCAGACUGUUACUCUCCCCAGACCAGCAGCCUGCGUUCCAGUUGCAAUGGGAAGAAGUCUUGUCAAUUAAAUGCUUCAAAUUCUGUCUACUCUGAUCUGUGUCCGGAUGUCCAUAAGUACUUAGAAGUGACGUACAGCUGUAUAUAAUAUUAGAGAGUUUGAAACCACUGGAAGAUAUGGAUAUUCAAUAACUGAAGCUUUGAAAUGAUUGGAAGAAAGUUGUUUUGAAGUCACUUUUUUGUGUUUGACUGUAAAGUUUAUGUUGCAUAGUAUUAUUUAUCAUAUAAUUGCAAAAGACUAUAUAAUAAAAUUCACUAUUUUUGCUGUUGUUACCUUGAUGAUUCAUUUUGAAUGAUUGUACUCACUGUAAGACCAUGAAACAUUCUGAUAAAUAUAAUAGAGAUGCUGAAAAUGACUCCAGCGUCGUUAUCUGUCCUUCAUUGUAACCGAUUUCAAAUGGUGCUAGAAACCCCAAAAGACUCUGAACACCAAAAGAAAUCGGUCAACCUUGGGUAGAGGACACAGGUCUUGAAGUCAAAUAGGAUAUAAGAGGUUUACAGUUUAAAGCAUGAAUGUUGUCAGUUUUCAAGAUAAAAAGUGAUGCA
Messenger RNA from Ctenopharyngodon idella (grass carp), 3137 nucleotides. RefSeq names its product L-rhamnose-binding lectin CSL3-like. The transcript is spliced from 9 exons. Gene Ontology annotation, molecular function: carbohydrate binding. Lineage: Eukaryota; Metazoa; Chordata; Actinopteri; Cypriniformes; Xenocyprididae. The record is from RefSeq and is a predicted model, not a curated record. The coding region runs from base 2050 to 2679 and encodes 209 amino acids.